Molecule: messenger RNA, 4301 nt
Organism: Doryrhamphus excisus (bluestripe pipefish)
Lineage: Eukaryota; Metazoa; Chordata; Actinopteri; Syngnathiformes; Syngnathidae
Source: RefSeq, a predicted model, not a curated record
AUAAUCAAAACAGCCAAUAUAGCAACAAAAUUGUUUACUUACGACACGGCUAAUUUUGCCCAAGGUUUUAUUACGAAAGGCUGCGCCGGAAAUGUAGCAAGUAGUAACGUGGAGCGGGGCAGAGGAGUGGAGGAUGUGUCUGUGCUGACAUCUGCACACCACUGCUUCCAGCCGAGGGCGACCGCAGUCGUGCUGACAAACAGCUACGUCCGCAGACGCAAAGAGACAUGUAACUUCUCGCUAAGUCCCGUGUCCUCGCCGCCAUGAGGGGACGCUGCUCACGCAAGCUAGGUGUGCUCGCCAAGGCUUUCCUCCUGCUGUGGCUGCUGUGGCUGGGAUACCUCCUGCUGGCGCACUCCCCCUCCGCGGCCCCCGACCACGGCGCACCAAGCCUGGACCACGAGCGUCGCGCGGCGGCGGAGCAUCCCGAAAAAGUCGAUGACGACGCCGACGACGACGACCGGUCGUUAUCCAGGCCGCUGUACGCUAAACCGCCUGCCGACGACAACGCCCCGGGGGAGUGGGGCCGGGCGGCGCACCUUAACCUCAGUCCGGAAGAAAAGAAGCAGGAGGAGGACAGCGUGGAGCGCUACGCCAUCAACAUUUUUGUCAGCGACAAGAUCUCUCUCCAUCGACACAUCAAAGACAACAGAAUGCCCGAAUGCCGAAGCAAGACGUUCGACUACCGCCGCCUGCCCACCACCUCCGUGGUCAUCGCCUUCUACAACGAGGCCUGGUCCACCUUGCUCAGGACCAUCCACAGCGUCCUGGAGAGCACGCCUGCCAUCCUGCUGAAGGAGAUCAUCCUCAUCGAUGACUACAGCGACCGAGUCUACCUGAAAUCUCAGCUGGCGGAAUACGUCAGUAACCUGCAGCGCGUCCGGCUCAUCCGCACCAAAAAGCGCGAGGGCCUGGUCCGGGCUCGCCUCAUCGGCGCCUCCUACGCCACAGGCGACGUGCUGACCUUCCUGGAUUGUCACUGCGAGUGCGUCCCCGGCUGGAUCGAACCCCUGCUGGAGAGGAUCGGCGAGAGCCCCAGCACCAUCGUGUGCCCCGUCAUCGACACCAUCGACUGGAACAGCUUUGAGUUCUACAUGCAGACGGACGAGCCCAUGAUCGGCGGCUUCGACUGGAGGCUCACCUUCCAGUGGCACGCUGUCCCCGAGGUGGAACGCAAGAGGCGCAAGUUGCGCAUCGACCCCCUCAGGUCCCCGACUAUGGCAGGCGGGUUGUUUGCGGUCAGCAAGGCCUACUUCACUCACCUGGGCACCUACGACAUGGGCAUGGAGGUGUGGGGCGGAGAAAACCUGGAGCUCUCCUUUCGGGUGUGGCAGUGCGGCGGCAGCCUGGAGAUCCACCCUUGCUCCCACGUGGGUCACGUCUUCCCCAAGAAGGCCCCUUACGCCCGGCCCAACUUCCUGCAGAACACGGUGCGAGCGGCCGAGGUGUGGAUGGACUCGUACAAGCAGCACUUCUACCACAGGAACCCGGCCGCCAGGAAGGAGACGUACGGCAACAUUUCUGAGCGUCUGCUGCUGAGGGAGAGGCUGAAAUGCAACACGUUCCACUGGUACCUGAACAACAUCUACCCCGACCUCCACAUUCCCGAGGACAGGGAGGGCUGGCACGGCGCCGUGCGCAGCUCGGGAAUAAACUCGGAAUGUUUGGACUACAACGCUCCGGAUCACAGUCCCACCGGCGCCCAGCUUUCCCUGUUUGGUUGUCACGGCCAGGGAGGCAACCAGUACUUCGAGUACACGUCCCAGAAGGAAAUCCGCUUCAACUCGGUGACGGAGCUGUGUGCGGAGGUGCUGGAAGGACAGUCGUCCAUCGGGAUGCGCCACUGCCCUCGUGACGGCGAAGUCAAGCCGGCCAGCAUCAUUUGGGAGUUUAGGGACGAUAAGACCAUCUACCACCCGCAGUCUAACACGUGUGUGACCGCCUACCGCAAGCCGGAGGGCCGCACGGACGUCCACAUGAAGCGCUGCAUCCCGCGAGAUAAACACCAGUACUGGAAGUUUGAGUGGUAGACCGUGAGAGACCUCCUUUUGACAUUUUAGUGGUCUUCUUCUGUGGCCCACUUCUACCCACCUUCCCCCCUCCCUCUGUGCCUUUACUGGGAAGACACAAGCGAACGAAAAGUGGCUGUCCUAGAAAGACGAGGACUCGCGUGGUCGCAGAACGAUGGGGAAGACUCACUUUUUACCUUUUUAUUCCCAGUGCAGGAAAACCAGGAAGUGCCUGUUGGACAGACUCGGCGUGUCUUGUUGUCACACUCCCAACCAGCAGGGGGCAGCCUGUCGGCUCCAUUUGAAUGAAAGCCUGCUUCUACCACUGAAAGAACCCAAAUAUCCUAAUGGAAAGUCACAACUGGGAGAUAAAAAGUCAAAAUUAUGACAUAAAGUUAUAAUUAUGAUGUUAAAAAAAAUCUCAAUUAUGUCAAUUAAUUAAGUUGACCUUGAGAUAAAAAAAGUCAAAAUUAUGAGAAAGUAAAUUACAAGAUAAAAAGUCAUAAUUAUUAGAUAAAAAAUUUAAAUUAUGCAGAAAAAAGUUGAAAUAGAAAUAAAAAGGCAAAAUUGUGACAGUUAUAAUUAUGACGUUAAAAAAAAUCUCAAUUAUGUCAAUUAAUUAAGUUGACCUCGAGAUAAAAACGUCAAAAUAAUGAGAAAGUAAAUUACAAGAUAAAAAGUCAUAAUUAUUAGAUAAAAAAUUUAAAUUAUGCAGAAAAAAGUUGAAAUAGAAAUAACAAGGCAAAAUUGUGACAGUUAUAAUUAUGCCGUUAAAAAAAAUCUCAAUUAUGUCAAUUAAUUAAGUUGACCUUGAGAUAAAAAAGUCAAAAUUAUGAGAAAGUAAAUUACAAGAUAAAAAGUCAUAAUUAUUAGAUAAAAAAUUUAAAUUGUGCAGAAAAAAGUUGAAAUAGAAAUAAAAAGGCAAAAUUGUGACAGUUAUAAUUGUGACAGUUAUAAUUAUGACGUUAAAAAAAAUCUCAAUUAUGUCAAUUAAUUAAGUUGACCUUGAGAUAAAAAAAGUCAAAAUUAUGAGAAAGUAAAUUACAACAUAAAAAGUCAUAAUUAUUAGAUAAAAAAAUUAAAUUAUGCAGGAAAAAAAGUUGAAAUUGAAAUAAAAAGGCAAAAUUGUGACAGUUAUAAUUAUGACGUUAAAAAAAAUCUCAAUUAUGUCAAUUAAUUAAGUUGACCUUGAGAUAAAAAAGUCAAAAUUAUGAGAAAGUAAAUUACAACAUAAAAAGUCAUAAUUAUUAGAUAAAAAAUUUAAAUUAUGCAGGAAAAAAAGUUGAAAUUGAAAUAAAAAGGCUAAAUUAUGACACAAGUAAUAAUUAUGACGUUAAAAAAAAUCUCAAUUAUGUCAAUUAAGUUGACCUUGAGAUAAAAAAAGUCAAAAUUAUGAGAAAGUAAAUUACAACAUAAAAAGUCAUAAUUAUUAGAUAAAAAAUUUAAAUUAUGCAGAAAAAAGUUGAAAUUGAAAUAAAGGCAAAAUUAUGACACAAGUCAUAAUUAUGAGUUAAAAUACAAAAUUAUCAGUCAAUUGAAAUUAGAGGCUAAAAAGUCAAAAAUAGGAAAUAUUAAUAAAUAUGUAUAUGAAUAAUCCUGAGAUAAAAACUUAAAAUUAUGAGAGAAAAAGUAGUAAUUGUGAGUUUAAAAUUUUUUAAUUAUAAAAUAAAAUUCAAAAUUGACAUAUAAAAUCACAACUAUAAUAUAAAAAGUUCAAAUUAUAUAAAAAGUCAAAAUAAGAUAAGUCAAAAUUUAGUAACUUUUUGUCUCAUCAUUUCAAUAUUUUCUCUGUGGGAUAUUUUCAUCUUUCAGUGGCGGGAACGGUCUUCCAUAGGGUUUGACCUUGAAGGCAAACGUCCUAAACUGACUCGUUGGCGCCUCCCCAGGAAGGAAUCGGUAUUGCCGUGAAGUCCUGUUGCACUCCCCAUUGUUCCAGUCGCCAGGCAUGUAAUGCCAACAAGAAGGAAGGUGAAGUUCUGCAGCCUUUUGCACCCAAAGCAGCUGCUUCGGAAGCGUGCUGCGGGAAUCCCGUCCAAAACGAGACCGCUUUUAUUCUAAGUGCCAUUAGUCCGACUAACUGUCCUAACCGCACCUUUAGAGAACUCCGAGGCCGAAUGGAAACUACUGAUGCAAUGCAGGGAUUACUUGAUUUGAAGAAAGAAAAUGAAUUAAAGAUUUAUCUGUGGACUUUUGGAUGGUGUACCAUAUGCAUUUGAAUACUACACACAACAUACAGGAACCCUGAUGCCUGCGGUGUUACUUUGCUUCCUGUCUUGGUAAUAAAUGGACGCC